Molecule: messenger RNA, 1248 nt
Organism: Talaromyces marneffei
Lineage: Eukaryota; Fungi; Ascomycota; Eurotiomycetes; Eurotiales; Trichocomaceae
Exons: 4
Coding region: 1-1248 (415 amino acids)
Molecular function (GO): zinc ion binding; oxidoreductase activity
Source: RefSeq, a predicted model, not a curated record
AUGGCGGAGAUACAGCAAAGACCCAUUUCUACUCCACAAUAUAAGCCUCAUUCAACGGAGACGAUGAAAGCAGCCGUAUGGCUGGGUCGACGACAGAUCGAAAUCGUCAAGGUUGCCAAACCAUCCAUCACCGAACUAGCCGAUGCCAUCGUUCGGAUUACUCAUACUACAAUCUGCGGCUCGGACCUAUACAUAUACGAAGGGGAUCUGGACAGGUCUAUGGAGAAAGGAAGAAUCAUGGGUCAUGAGGCUAUUGGUUUCGUUGAAAAAGUGGGAAGCGCCGUGAGCCGUCUGAAGGUUGGCGAUCGGGUCAUCAUUCUGCCCAUCAUUGCCUGUGGUCAAUGCCAGUACUGCAAGAAACAGCAAUACGCAUUAUGCGAUACCACUAAUGGAUCGGAGGAGAUGGAGGCAAAAUAUGGACACCGACUUUCCGGUACCCUGGGUUCCUCCGAGCUGAUGGGUGGAUAUUCCGGUGAUCAAGCCGAGUAUUGUCGCGUCCCAAACGCAGAUCUGACUUGCAUCAAAGCACCCGAUGAUAUCCGGGCAAAAAAGCUCCUUGGUUUGGCAGACGUGACAACGUCGGCCUGGCAUGGAUGCGAAUUAGCCGAAGUUGGGAAAGGGGAUAUUGUGGGUGUCUGGGGUUGCGGAGCCGUGGGUUUGUCAAUUCAGCGCCUGGCAAAGCUGCGUGGAGCCAGUAAAGUGUUUGCAGUUGACAAGGAUCAAACCAGGUUACAGAUUGCAGAGAGCUUUGGCAUGAUCCCAGUUGAUGUGGUGGCACAUCCGAAUGUGUCCAAUUACAUCUUGUCGGUACAGCCUCAUGGGCUCGAUUGUGGUAUAGAGGCCAGUGGGUUCCGCAGCAUAAACACACCAAAGCAUGCGGCCAUGCGGUAUAUGAAAGCCGAGACGGAUAGUGGCGAUACUGUUCACGCAGUCCUCAAAUCUACCCGUAAAGGAGGGCACAUUGCGCUGACUGGCGACUUCUUCUGGGGAACCAAUGACUUUCCUAUCGGAAUGCUCAUGGAGAAGGGAAUUACUGUCAGAGGCGGACAACACUUCGGUUCAAAGUACUAUCCGCAUCUGCUUAACCUCGUGAUCGAGGGAAAAUAUGAUCCCUCGUGGAUGUUUACGUACGAUGACGAGUUUGAGAAUAUUAGCGAGGAUUAUCGACUAUUUGCUCGACAUCAAAUUCCUGGUGGACUAAAAGUGUGUCUAACAACAGAAUACGGGCGUCAAAAGGAAGCAAAAUAA